UCAUCUUGCCUUUGUGAAGCAAUACUUCGUUUUCGAAAUCUAGUUUGAAACUUCUAAUUUUAGAUCUCCCCGAGUCCCGAGAUGUCUGCGGAGAUGACUAGUGAAGAGAUCGUUAGUCGUGCCUUUGUGAAGCAAUACUAUCAUACUCUUAAUGAAUCACCUCAGUUUCUUCAUAUGUUUUAUAAAGAUUCUUGUUUAUUUAACCGACUUGGUCCGUUAACCCAUGUCAAGAAAACUGUUUGGACUAGGAAAGACGUGAAAGAUGAGUUUCUGGCUGUGAAAUUUGAAGAUUUCACGGCUAAGAUUGAAACUUCACUUGGUGUACCAUAUCCAAUGGAACAUGGUCGUAUUAUUGUGUUCGUCAAUGGACACUUGACUAGGAAGAAGGAUAACGUGAGGAACAAGUUUAGUCAAACGUUUCUUCUGGCUCAACAAGACAACGGCUUAUGUGUCGUUAACGAUAUUUUCAGGUUUAAAAAGGGGCAGACAGAGACCCAGGCGUGUUUUUCAACUGAGAUCGAGUCAAAGUCAGAGACUGAGCCAAAGUCAGAGCCUGAACCGGUAGCUUCGCGAUUGCCACUUCCUGACGAACUAACAAAUAUAGGGAGCUCAGUUUCGCUUAGUGGAAAAAUUCCGAACACAACAGAACCGAUCGAGAGGACAAGCGACCAAACAGGCCAUUAUCUUAUGCAAUAUGCGGAACAAUUUUUCAAUUAUUUUUCAUCAUAUUAAUUUCUUUGAUUUGUGUUUGUAU
Molecule: messenger RNA, 754 nt
Organism: Raphanus sativus (radish)
Lineage: Eukaryota; Viridiplantae; Streptophyta; Magnoliopsida; Brassicales; Brassicaceae
Product: nuclear transport factor 2
Exons: 1
Coding region: 82-732 (216 amino acids)
Cellular component (GO): cytosol; ribonucleoprotein complex
Molecular function (GO): mRNA binding
Source: RefSeq, a predicted model, not a curated record